Molecule: messenger RNA, 2008 nt
Organism: Tachysurus vachellii
Lineage: Eukaryota; Metazoa; Chordata; Actinopteri; Siluriformes; Bagridae
Gene: gmeb2
Product: glucocorticoid modulatory element binding protein 2
Exons: 10
Coding region: 185-1696 (503 amino acids)
Biological process (GO): positive regulation of transcription by RNA polymerase II
Cellular component (GO): nucleus
Molecular function (GO): DNA-binding transcription activator activity, RNA polymerase II-specific; RNA polymerase II cis-regulatory region sequence-specific DNA binding
Source: RefSeq, a predicted model, not a curated record
CCAACAGCUCUUGAACGCUGCAUGGUUUUGAAGGAACGCAGUAUACGUCACUGAGCUUCAACUACUGCGCAUGCGCGUUGGUCUCCUCCGGCUAGCUUGAAAUUGUGGGAAGUUUGGUCCUGAGAACAAAGGAACUGCAACAGGAACUGCUUCGUAAAAGAAGGCCUCGCCGGUCUUCUCCGUCAUGGCCUCCACCUCUGAGGAGAACGUCCACGUAGAGGAGGUGGUGGUAGUGACGACGCCGGACAACUCGGCUCAGAGUCCCACGGCGGAGGACAUGAAGAACAUGCUGGAGACCGCAGACCUUCAACCGUCUGAGGUAGAGAAUUUGGAACAGAGCUUAGAGGCUGAAUCCAGUCCUGCCAUCUCUCUGCCUAAAGAAGCUGUGCUCGUGAAGCUUUCAGCAGACGUGGACGUAGAGACGGACAUCCUUUAUCAAAUAACCUGCGGAGACAGCAAGGCCGACCUGGUGUGGAAAAAAUUCGUCUGCCCCGGCAUCAACGUCAAGUGUGUGCAGUUCAACAAUCACCUGAUCAGUCCAAAGGAGUUUGUUUACCUGGCUGGAAAAUCCACUCUGAAAGACUGGAAGAGAGCGAUACGGCUCAACGGCACCAUGUUAAGGAAGAUCAUGGACUCUGGUGAGCUGGACUUCUUCCAGCACUCGAAGCUGUGCUCCAACACGUGCCGCAGCACCAAGAUCGACCUGGUGGGGACGCGAGCACCUCUCAGCGGCCAGGCGUCCACCGAGACCACGACCGCUCCGUCUUCUGCCGACGUAAAUGGAUCUCCAGCCACAUUUACAACAGAAACGUCAGAAGAAAGCACAGAGUGGGUCACGGCUAUAGGAGAGGACACCAUGACGUUCUGGAAAGGUCUGAAGGAUGCCGGCCUGCUGGAGGACAUCGUGGAGGACCUGCAGAAAGAGAUGGAGGAGAUCCUCAAAGGCCUGGAAGAACGCAUCAACGAACCACCGCUGCAGGUCAAAGAUGCUGCGCUGCUGAACAAUAUCGUUCAGAACUUUGGGAUGCUGGACCUGGUGAAGAAAGUGCUGGCCAGCCACAAGAGUGAAAUGGAUCGCUGCAGGGAACAGUACACUCAGAGUUUAGCAGCUCUGGAGCGCCAGUGUGACGAACACCGCAAACGUGCCAAGGAACUGAAGAGCAAAUCCCAGCACCUCAACAACGUCCUCAUGAACCUGACCCCUGUAGCCACUCCCCCAGCUCCCAAGCGCCCCCGCCUCACCCGUGCCGUUUCCGGACCCGCCUCCGUGAUGGCUCCACCCGCUCAGCCCACCCAGUUUACCCUGCCCAUCACCCAGCUCACAGGCAUCCCAUUAGACAAAAUCUUAUCAAAUGUGGGAGGCUCCGCCCCUAAUCAGUCCCCCUUUAUAGGGAGUUACACAGUCCUGACAUCUCCAGGAGGAGCAGAACUGCAGCCUGACACGUCCAAUCUCACCGUGCUGAGCUCAGAUGUAGCAGGAGGCUCCGCUAUCGUUAAAGUGCUCAGUCCCAUUCAGCUGCUCACGCUGCCCGCUCUGGGAGCCGGAGCCACGCUGCAGAACCUGACAGCACCAGCAGGGGGCAGCACCUUCGUGGCCUUGCCGGUUAGUGCCGCUGCAGUGGAGACACUGGGAGCUCAUGCAGAAGAGACGAGAGCAGAGGGCAACACUGAACAGCAAACCAAAGACAAGCAAUAGAAAGAUUUAUAGAUUUAUUAGAUGUUUUGUGUGUGUGUGUUUUUAUGUUUGUGUGUGUGUUAUUUUUGGACACGUUUCAUGUCUUACACAUUUCUUCAGUCUCACGUCAGCUUGCUAAAACUAUUUUGUUUAAAUGUAUUUUCUUUAUUUUUCUAGUCACAUGAUGGCUACCUACCAGUCCAGGAUGGUGAGGGUUUAAUAUGGAGAGAGUAAAAGUGCCACAUAUUAAAACUAAAAAAAAAAAAAAAAAAGCAAAAUAAAGCGACAAAUCCAAACAAUUAUCUUGAAUUAAUCAGACCCAAUCCUCCUCUG